Molecule: messenger RNA, 652 nt
Organism: Zingiber officinale
Lineage: Eukaryota; Viridiplantae; Streptophyta; Magnoliopsida; Zingiberales; Zingiberaceae
Exons: 7
Coding region: 13-606 (197 amino acids)
Molecular function (GO): oxidoreductase activity
Source: RefSeq, a predicted model, not a curated record
UCAUGCAUAAUUAUGAUGAUUGGAAAACAGAACCUUCAAAAGGCCAUAGAUUCAGCAAAAGAUGGAUUUAACUUUGAGGUUCGGUGGCAUCCAUUUUUUCUCAACCCUGAUGCACCCAAAGAAGGAAUUAACAAGACAGACUUCUAUAAACAGAAGUUUGGAGCUUCACAGUAUGAGGCGAUGAUGUCUAGGAUGACAAAGAUAUUUAAUAGCCUUGGAUUUGAGUAUGAUACCUCUGGGUUAACGGGAAGUACACUGGAUAGUCACAGACUUAUAACAUUUUUUGCAAGCCAAGGUUAUGAUAAACAAAAUGCUCUUGUAGAGGAGUUGUUCCUCAACUACUUCUGUCAAGGAAAGUACAUUGGAGAUCGGAAAGUUCUAUUGGAUGCUGCUGAGAAGGUUGGCAUAGAAGGAGCUUCAGAAUUGCUCCACGACCCAACAAAAGGGAUAGAGGAGGUCAAUGAAGAGCUUGAAAAGUAUUCUUCUCGCAUCAAUGGAGUUCCCCACUUUGUGAUUAAUGAAAAAUACAAGAUCAGCGGUGGACAGCCUCCUGAGGUGUUCCUGCGAGCAUUUCAAGCAGCUGCAGAUGAUGGUUCCCGACAAUGAUUUUUUUAUUUUGCUAAAUAAAAUAAUGGUUAAGCAUGCAUUUCAC